Messenger RNA from Tribolium castaneum (red flour beetle), 4268 nucleotides. Its product is annotated as inverted formin-2-like. Gene Ontology annotation, biological process: cellular component organization. Lineage: Eukaryota; Metazoa; Arthropoda; Insecta; Coleoptera; Tenebrionidae. Gene Ontology annotation, molecular function: actin binding. The record is from RefSeq and is a predicted model, not a curated record.
AUGGCUGCGGCUGGGGAGUUUAGGGCGCGGCUCACAGGUGGCGACAGACAGAAAUGCAGUUAUUAUAAGCAAGUCUUUGAGCUUCUGUCCGCGUUGUGUGUGCACAACGAAGAGGGUCACGCGCGCGCCCUUGACACUUUGGAGCACUACAAGAAAUUGAAAGGUGAGAGAUAUAGACUGAAUGUGAUCGUCCAGGAGCUGAGCAGGGCCACGGCUGUGGACUACCAGACGGCCCUUGUGGCCUUUAUCAACUGUCUGAUCAUCUCCACGCCCAGGCUCACCGACAGGAUCAGGAGACGCAACGAAUUCAUUGGAUGUCAUCUGCUUCCGGUGCUCAACAACUUAAGAAAAUGCGCCGAGGCGGAGCCCGAGCUCGCCGUCCAGCUCGACGUGUUCGACGAGCAGCGCGACAGCGACGACUCCCAGAGCCUGCAGGGCCCCCACGGCGUGGACCUCAACUCGCCCUUGGACGUCUUCUACGCCAUCCUCAAGCAAGUUGCGGAAACGCCGCAGGAAAUCCCCUUCCUGAGCAUCCUGCAGCACCUGCUGCGCAUCGACGCCAAAGACGCCGUCAGCGACAUCAUCUGGGACACGGCCGAGCGUCUCGUGCACCGCGCCACCCUCCUGGAGAACCGCGAAGACGCCGCCCGCCUGCUGCGCGCCCCCAGCGCCCAAUCAAAGUUCUUCUGCCACUGUCACCUCCGCUCCGAGUCUAGUCCCACCCGCCGCCCCUCCCUCAACACGCCCCAGAGCCCCACGCCCGCGCUGCCGCCGCCGCCGCCCCCGCCCCCCAACAUCCCCGCCGUCCCGCCCCCCGUCCCCGCGCCGCCCCUCAAGCCCGCCGCGCCGCUCCCGCCCCCCGAAUGCGAUUCUGUGAUAGAGAAGUUACCCCAGCAGGAGAUCCCGGCGCCGAAGAUUAAAAUGAAGACUUUCAAUUGGAACAAAAUACCGAAUAAUAAGGUGAUUGGGAAGAAUAAUAUUUGGACGCAAGUGGCGUACAGUCACCAGCAUUCGCCGAUGGCUGAUUUGGAUUGGCUGGAGAUGGAGGGGCUGUUCUGCCAACAAGCGCCCCCAGCCAAUGCGGCGGCGAGUUUCAGGCGCGAAAAUACGAAUUCAGAGACUUUGGAUAGGAGGAUACGCAAGGAAAAUUGCGAGAUUACGCUUCUGGACGGGAAAAGGAGUCUCAAUGUUAAUAUUUUUUUAAAACAGUUUCGGAGCUCUAAUGAGGACAUCAUACACUUGAUCCGGGAAGGGGAACAUGACGAUAUCGGGGCAGAAAAACUCAAAGGACUCCUUAAAAUACUACCAGAAGUUGAUGAACUAGACAUGCUCAAGUCGUUUGAUGGCGAUUUCACUAAAUUAGGAAACGCCGAAAAAUUUUUAAUACAACUGACCAACUUAUCCAAUUAUAAACUACGAAUAGAAAGCAUGCUUCUGAAAGAAGAGUUUGCCUCAAAUAUGAGCUACUUGGAGCCUAGCAUUAAAUCAAUGAUUAUGGCAGCUCAAGACUUGAUGACGAACAAACCGCUUCAAGAAGUCUUGUAUAUGAUUUUGGUCGCUGGCAAUUUCCUAAAUGCGGGUGGUUAUGCCGGGAACGCGGCCGGUGUUAAAUUGAGUUCGUUGCAAAAAAUCACAGACAUUAGAGCGAAUAAACCAAAUAUGAAUUUAAUACAUUUUGUGGCGUUGCAAGCUGAGAAGAAAAACCCCAAACUGCUGACCUUCACCGACAACAUAAGCGUGCUGGAGGACGCAGCCAAGACGACAGUGGAGCAGCUCCAGAACGAGAUCAACGUGCUCGACGUCCGGAUAAAAAAAAUCAAGAAACAAAUCGAACUGGCAACCACCGAGCCCGAAAUCAAAGAGCAAAUGACCGAAUUUUUGCAAAUGGCCGAACGUGAAGUCUCCAACUUGCAACAGAACAUGGAGGAGUUGGAGAAGGUGCGUGUGCAACUGGCUGAAUUUUUCUGCGAGGACACGAAUUCGUUCAAACUUGAGGAGUGCUUCCGGAUUUUCCACGGGUUUUACUGCAAGUUCAAGCAAGCAGUUGGCGAUAACGAGCGCAGGAGGAUCCAGGAGGAGCAGGCGAAUGCGCGGCGCCGGCAACGCGAGGAGUUGCUCGCUUCCAAGAGGCGGCAAAUGGAGAACUUGGGGGGAACCCCCGAUUCGGACGUGCCGUUCAUCGACUUGCAAAUCUACGACAGCAGGCAUGGUUUUCCGAUGAAAAAGGGAUGGAAAACCACCAACGGGACAUCCGAAGACGAGCUUUCCUCAGUCACCGGCUCCCCCUCUCUCUCCCGGCGCCGGCUGGGCUCAUUUAACGGCGACCCGGAGAAAUCCCCCGACAUCACCCCUAAUGGGAGCCUGCGGCGGCGGCGAAGCCGAGUCUUGUCGGAGGAGGACGAAGGCAACUUGAUGGACUUCCUCCGGGCUUCGGACAACAACCGCGAGCGCCGCUCUUGGGGGAGUCUGGACCGGUCAUGGGCCCGCAAAGCUAGAGGUGGGAGCCAGCGAAAACGCCCGGCUUUAUUAGGCGCUGACUUCACCUCGGACCGAGAACGCCCCUCCUCGCCCUCACCUCUGAGCGAGUCCAAACCGAUCGUUUCAACCCCCGAAGAAGAAACCAACAAACCGAAAGAACUGAGACAAAAAAUCGAAUCCUGGCUGCAGGCCAGCGAAAGCGACCAAACCGAGGAAACCCGACGGCAGACUCGCCGCAUCACGAACCGGCGCUCCUUCGAAAUGGACUCGGAGAGUGAACGCAGCAGCACUCUGGACACGCUGCCCGAAGGCAAGCAAGUCUACAGCGGCAGCCAAUCCACCUACCGCAAGGCCUACCCGGCCUGGGAGCCCUCGAAGACGAUCGACAACACGGACGUGGUCAGCGCCAUGGAAGCCGUCGAGGAAGUGCAGCCCCAAAUCAAGGACAAGUCGGCGUGGCGCAAAUCCACCCUGAACGUGGCCAACAGCACGGAAGAAACCAAAGACGAUUCAAUGCGUCUUAACCGCCUACCAGUGGUGGAGAACGACCGCAAAACCCUGAUUAGCUCUCUCGGGGAGCGCUCCCCCACCGAUAAACUCACUCUCUACAUUCAAGCCUCGCCCCCCAGCCUGGACGACCCACCCAUCAGCAACAAGGUCGAAAUCGACCAAGACAACAUAGAAACGCCCCCAGCCACGCGCAAAAUCUUCAUCCCCACGCCCACCGAGAAGCGCGAGCCGACGCAGCCCAGCCCCUGUCGCCGCCUCAUGGGCCGCCCACGCGACACGGACGAGCCCGAACCCAACCCGACGCUCGGCGACGGCCAAUUCGACCGGUUUUCCGCCGCAAGGCGCACACGACGGUACAAACGCACCGACACCGACCCCGACGAACCCAAAGACGAGCCCGAGACCCGCCUCAAGGCGUGGCAAGACAAGCUACAGAACCCCGGUAGGCGCCACCGCCACCAAACCGGAAUCAACCAAGACGACGUCAAGUUAGCCUUGACUAAAACUGACAAGAAAAACGAAGACGAAGGCUUCGAGGAGAGCCAGAGUUUGAUGUCGGAGUCGCCGAGUCAGGGGGCGUCCUCUGGCGGCAACUACGAGCCGGAGGACUCCGCCCUAGUCGUGUACGCCAAACCGAUGAAGAGCGAGCCGCCGGUGGAGAAGCCGGCCAAGGGGCGGGGCCUGGAGCGGGGUCUGCGCAAGACUGACAUCUCGACGAAUGUGCAAAGGUCGAGUUCGAGAAAUAGUAUUGUCAGUUCGAAAAGUUCGCUCAAUAGUUCGGCGUCCGCUUGCACGGUUAAGAAAAUGCCGGUUAAGGCGGGUGUUGGCAAAGCCCCGCCCCCUAAACCGGUCAAGAGAACGCCCUCGACUGGGGGCACCGCCGGGACGAGACCCCCACGACCCCUGGCCAUGUCUUUCAUGAAACCUACGACUUCUAGCGCCACUAAAGUGCACACAGUGCCCAAGAACGGGGCCUUUAGAACGAAGUAAUCACUCAUUUUUUCACUAGUCAAGGAUUAUUAUUACGAACUAAAUCUUUUAUUCCUACAAACUUUGACAGUCUCAUUUCUUCAUACAGUAUUACGACAAUCAUAAAAUAAAAGACUAACCUAACUCACCUUUUAGGUACCGACCACUUGAGAGCUUGGUAGCGAUAAUUUAUUAUAUAUUUUUUUAUGAUUAUGAUACUUAAUGAACUAAUCACUAAUAAUGACAUAUUUAUUUGUUACCAAAUAUUUACUUGUAGGUAAUACAUCUUCUAUUAAAAACGCCUUGUUUUA